UUCUUUGGAUGAUCAGACCUUAAAAUGAAAAUAAAAUAAAUAGACUGAAAGCAAAGUUUGUUUAAAGAAAACCGAUCUGAUAUAUUCUCAGCCGGGUACGUGUUCCCAGGAUCAGCCAGCAGAGGGAUAUUAAUUCCUUCUUCGUGACAAACAGGAGUCAACCCACCAAGAAAAAAAGAGGUGAUAAUCUGUUGCCUGGUGGAGUUCAAAAUGGGGCAUCAAUCAGUUGACUUUGGUUUCUUGCUUUUCUUUGCCCUGGACAAACCAUCGCUCGCUGGAGGGUGUGAAUUGUGAAAACCUAUUGUUACUUUUAGAAGGUGAAGGAGAAGGAAAUGGAGGUACAGCAAUCAUGGAGGGUGAGAUUGUCCUUCAAGAACGCUACGAUAGUCUUGACAGUAUUGAAUGUGAUCACUGCCCUUUUCUUGCUCCAGGGCUUUCUCUCUUCUGCCUCUUCCCGCAACAACAGACUCUCAUCUAACCAAUUCAAUUCAGUUCAGCUGAAAUACAUCAAGGAGUCUGAAGAAAUACGCCUUGCCUUGCAACCUUGGGCACUGAUAAAAAGAGUUAAGGAAAUUGAACAAGAAGCUUAUGCAGAACCAGAAACAGUGCAACAGAAAGAAACAAAGCAAACUGCUGCUGUUGAUCUUUCUAAAAGAUUAAAGGAUUUCCGUUCUGUUAAUGAUCCUGCCAGCUUGAAAGCUCUGGAGGAAUGGCGGAAAAGAAAGAUGGAACGAGCCAGACUACGACAACUGGAGAAGAAUGGAACAGGGACAUCUUAAGCUUGAUGAGCCUCCAUUAAUGGUUCUGAUCUGAUGAUUUAUAUCUACUUCAUGAAAGUUAUCUCAAAAUAUAUACAUGUACAUAUUGCAACCGUGACUUCAUAUGAGAUCUGCCAGUUUGAAUCCAAAUAAAUGAAACUGAAAGUUUAAAAUC
This is a messenger RNA of Hevea brasiliensis (rubber tree), 933 nucleotides long. RefSeq lists its product as uncharacterized. NCBI's taxonomy places the organism in Eukaryota, Viridiplantae, Streptophyta, Magnoliopsida, Malpighiales, Euphorbiaceae. The record is from RefSeq and is a predicted model, not a curated record. The coding region runs from base 333 to 779 and encodes 148 amino acids. The transcript is spliced from 5 exons.